Messenger RNA from Amphibalanus amphitrite, 2124 nucleotides. RefSeq names its product F-box only protein 28-like. Gene Ontology annotation, biological process: protein polyubiquitination. The record is from RefSeq and is a predicted model, not a curated record. The transcript is spliced from 6 exons. NCBI's taxonomy places the organism in Eukaryota, Metazoa, Arthropoda, Thecostraca, Balanomorpha, Balanidae. Gene Ontology annotation, molecular function: protein binding. Bases 297 to 1367 code for a protein of 356 amino acids.
UCUAUAUUGAUAUUACGAUUUUUUUGUGAAUUUGGACAUUGCAGAAGGGGCAUUUUGAGGUUCUGUUCAUUCCCUUCCCAGCUAAGUUACAAGUGAUCCUUCAAUUUUAAUGCAGAUCGAGAUGGCUUAAAAUUAGGCACCUAACAUGUGCUGAUUGUGAUGCCUUAUUUCAGAGCUGAAAUAGCUGUACCUACCUCAGUCAAUUUUCCUUCUUUGUUUGAAGUGUUUUGUGCUGAAUGAAAAUGGUUGAUGAUGCCACCUACAUUUGAAUAACAAAUGUUAUUACUUUAAUAACUAUGUUUUCUUCAUUCUUUAAACAAGAAAUCAAAAUGGACUUCAUGUCUGAAACUUCAUCUUAUAAAGAUCAGCAAGCUGGCAUUUUAACUCUCCCUCCUGAGGUCCUUGAGCUCAUUAUCAGCUACCUGCCAUAUGAGACAGUCUCAAACAUCAGAUUAGUAUGCCGCGCCUUCGAGCGUGCCUGCCGUCACCGGCUCAACCAGGGCUUCUCGCGCGCGGAGCGGUACGUGCAGUCGGCGCUGAAGAUGUUCCGGGCGCAGCUGCCGCGCCGCGAGUCGGAGCGGCGCGAGCACCCGCUGUCGCGGCGCGUGGAGCACCUGGCCGCCGUGGAGACUCGGCUCGGCCUGCUCAGCAUGACCUACCGCCGGUACAUGGACACAGACGCCUGCUGCUUCAUUCCCGGAAAGGUGCUGGACGAGGUGUUCCAAGUGGUGCGCUAUCUGAAGGACGCGCGCACCGUGGAGCGCUCCUCGUUCACUGUGCUUCAAGAACUCCGCGAUAUCUCGUCCAUGGCCAUGGAACACUUUGAGGAGCACAUCGUGCCGGGCCUGAAGCGGUGCGAGACUCGGCCCCGGCCGCUCUCGCUGCUCAGCCUGUUCUCCGGCGCCGCCAGCGGCGGCAGCGACGGUGACGCAGGCGUGGGCGAUGCCGGCUGGCCGGGAGCCUCUCUGGGCAACCUGCUCAACUCUCAGAGGGCCGCCUCGGAGGCUCGGAACAAGAGCAUCAACGUGGUGGAACACUCGGUGGCCAAGCUGAACCAGCAGGUGUCCGCGCAGCGGUCUCGCUCCACUGCGCAGGCGCAGAUUCUGGCCGAGCUGCGACAACAGAUGAACGAACAGGCAGAGAAGCUGGCUGCCCAGGACUUGGUGAUCGCCGACCUCACCACCAAACUGGGCCGGGUCGAGGAGCGGCUGCGCGCCUACACCGGCGAACCGGCCGAGGACGAGACGGCGGAGGGCGGCAGUGCCGACUCGGCAGGUCCUGCCGACACCAAACUGAGGAAACGGCCCGCCCGCGGCGCGGCGGCCGAACCCGCCGCCUCCGCCUCCAAACGGACCAAGAAGGCGUAGGGUGAGCUUUUCCGGGGCUGGCUACAUUCCUUGCGGAGAUGGGAUCGCGAGGGAUGGGGUGGGCGCGACUGGGAACGGGGAAGGGAGCGUCGGGUCGAGAAGACGAUGAGUGUCUCGGCGUGGGUCCAGAGCGGCAGCUCAUGCUGGCACUGAGCCGUGAACGAUGUCGAACUGGCCGAUAAGCCGCGCGGUACAGACGUGGCCGUUACCGCGGUGGAAGUGUGCGAUCAUCGAACGAGCGUGUAGUGAACCGGAGGCGUGUUUGAGAACUUUGCACUGCUCUUAAAGUUGCUGUGAUGCACAAAUUUGUAUCAGUUGUGUGGCUUACGGAAAACGCUGACUGCUGUUGUGCAACACCGAUGUUUCGUGUUUUUGUUGCGCCUUUAAACGGUGUCUCAGCGAAUCUCGAGACGUCUGAAAAGUAAUCCGACUCUCGUUUUCUAAGUGCAGCUUUCACGGAGCAUAUAUGCUGGGGUGAAUAUGCAAGCAUAAUAUGCGCGCAUUGAACGUGAUUGCUGACGUACCAGCGGUAUGUCGUGCAUUGUAACCACGUUAACCGAUAAACGUCCAUACGCGAGUGUGUGCGGGUAUAUGAUCCGCUACUCUUAUUCUGUAGGUCAGCGAUGUAGUAACUAGUAAGUGUAGGUAGUGAAUCUGCACUGAUGUAUUUGACGAACGUUCUGCGAGCUUCCAAUGACGAGCAGUGCGGUCGACAUGUCUGCCUGCAAGUGUUGCACAUACAUAUUCCCGAAAUUGA